Molecule: messenger RNA, 782 nt
Organism: Dreissena polymorpha
Lineage: Eukaryota; Metazoa; Mollusca; Bivalvia; Myida; Dreissenidae
Product: NADH dehydrogenase [ubiquinone] 1 alpha subcomplex subunit 13-like
Exons: 4
Coding region: 59-505 (148 amino acids)
Source: RefSeq, a predicted model, not a curated record
ACCUAUAUUACCAUUCGGUAUAUUUUUUUGUGACUUGGUAGUUAUACCCCCAACCAAAAUGGUGGGGUACCGACAAGAUGCAGCACCUAAGGGUGGUUAUGCAAACAUUCAGUGGGCUAAAGCGUACGUUGCCAAGCCGCUUAACGGUGCCAAGAUUCUGAUUCCAUUUGUGGCUUUGAAAGCUGUUGCCAUGGUUACCUUCAUAAAAUACUACCAGCCUAAGAUGCUGAGGGAAAAGAUUCAAGAGAAUGAUGCCAGACUGAUUCUUUCUGUGCUCUUCCAGGCAGAGAAUGACCGCAGGUUACUGAAGAAUUUCCGGCGUAUGCGGGAUGAGGAAGCAAGACUCUUUGCCAACGAUCCCAACUGGGAGGUUGGCAAGUACAACGGAGAGAAGGCCUACUUGCGGGAUGAUCACAUGUUCACGGCCCUGCAAUCUUAUGAUCUUGACAUCUACAAACCGUUCAGCUUCAUUGAAACUUUUUGUAACUUUUUUAAAAACGAUUAGUUAAAUCAAUUGAUAGUUGUGAUAAUCGUACUUUGAACUCCAUAAAUAGUGUAUUGCACUGCGUUUAAUUAUAUCGUGUGAAUUUAGAUUUGAUGUUAGUUCUAACUUAAACUUGUUAAGUGCUAAAAAAUGUUUGAAAUAAAAGCAAUGUAAGGGUAGCUCCUUUCUGAACACUCAAACACUUCUUAUUUUGGGUAAAAAACAAAUAGAUUUGUGCUUGUGGUAAUUGAUGUGCUUUAUUUAUAUAAUAGGACCCAUUAAAUUACAUAACGUUUAA